Miscanthus lutarioriparius is the source of this 1134-nucleotide messenger RNA. Lineage: Eukaryota; Viridiplantae; Streptophyta; Magnoliopsida; Poales; Poaceae. The record is from the annotation of a GenBank genome assembly.
AUGUCUUGGAGAUUCGAAGUACCUCUGUACUAUUGUAGUAUAGCUACUUGGUUUGUUGACAAAGCCGCCGCCGCCACCGCUGCGCUUCUCCUGAAGGGCGACAAAUCGCCUCCAGCCGCCGGCUUCGGUAUCGGCUCUGGCUUCGCGCUUGCCAUCUCGCUUCUGUCAGAAGAAGGCUUGGGCCCGGCGGGAUGGGCACUGCGAACCCAUUGGCGCGCCGCUUCGCCGUUGCGUCGCACCCGCGCCGUGCGGCUUUCUCCUCCUGGCAUUUCAACGAACACAUGGUGGGUGUUCUUGUUCAUAUCGAAACGACAGCGGCCAGGACCGAGUCCAGGCCUUCUUCUCAGUGGCGGCGGUGCCCGCGCGCCUGCUGUGCGCCUGGCAGCGGUGAAAGCUCCCGCACGCGCCUGGCUGGCGGCGGCGGCGAAGUCUGCACGCGCCAGGCCAGCGGCGGUGGAACCUGCACGCGCCAGGCCCGAGGUGGCUCCUGACAGGCGGCGGCGGAGCUCGCAUGUGCCAGACCAGCGGCCUCGGCCGCCCUGGCGUGGAGGAGAGGGGCGCGGGCACGAUGUUUCCGGCCACCCCGGCGCGUGUUGGGGGCUCGGGCACGGCAGGAGUUACCAAAAAGUUCAGGGAAGUCAGAGAGAGAGGGAGAGAUCGGUGCGGGACCUGCGGCAAGGCGCUUUGAUUGUUCCAGGCGGCCACUGCUCCAGUGGUGCAGCCACCAGCGGAGGGUCGGUGGUGCCGAACAUUGAGCGGGGGAGUGCGACUCCAGCGAGGGCUACAGGUACCCUCACCGGCGAUGGCAGGGGAAGCGCGAGACGGCAGCACCUGCGGGACGGGGCUUCCACCCUGCGGCACGGCGGGCAGGCCGUUGAGCCUGCGAGGCAACGGCACGGAGCGGAUGCUGGAGCGGCGGAGAGGACAGUGGCGCUAGGGUUUGGGCAGGGCAGGUGCGAGGUCCGCUGCAGGCGCCAUUUGAGGAGGGGCGUGCACAGCCUGCGCUGCGGGCCUGCGGCUGCAAGGCGGCGACGCGUAGGGCAGGCGUGGGCGCAGGCGCGGGAUCCUGCGAGGCUCCUAGAAGGCGCGGGUGGAGGCUGGCAGAAGCUGCGGGUGACGGCGGAGGAAGGGUGA